UUUCACAUCGUAUUAAAAGCAACGGGAAAUUAUAAGAGUAUCAACAGCAAAUAAAAAAAAUAUAUUCUCCUUUGCCAUACUCAAAAUUGAAUGCCAGAGUAGAGAGUAGAUUAAAUUCAAAUCUAAAGGGGGAGUAAAGGGAAAUUGAUAAAAUUGUUUGUGCUUAUCACUGCAAAUGAACACCAACAAGAAAACAAAUGUGAUUGAGUUUGUAUAAGCAACAAAAUAAAAAAAGAAAAAAAAAAAAUAAAUCUUUGAAUAAAAUCGAUUUACCUUAACAAAGUUUUGUUAAGAAAGAGCCAAUAAAUAGUUGAGGUGCCAAGAGCAAAAAGUGGUAAAAAUUCAAAAAGAAAAAAAUAAGCAAAAAUAAUGUGCAACUUUAAAAAGGAAACGGAAAUUGUCUAGAAUAGUGUUGCUCCCCAUACAAUAAAGUAGUUUUGCCCUCAGUAGUAGCGUGUGAGAGCAAAAGUAAGAGAAGAGCCCUUGGCAAGUGUGCGGAAGUAAGUGAGUUGAUUGUGUGUGUUUCUACAUAGUAGUGUCUACGUGAUUGUAAGCAGAGCAACGAGGCACCAUACCAAACUGGGAAGCCAAAACCCAACCACAACAAAGUGAAACAAUCUAAAUUUAAGUCAUCUGCAGUAAAAUAAAGAAAGAAAAAAAAAAAACAGAAACGUUGAAUACCACAACGACUACAACGACGACGACGAGGAUGAGUGUUCGACUUUAGGUUAACAUUUACUAACGGUUUUACAAACAACACACACCUAUAUUGUGGUUGGAUGAGUGUAAACGCAAGUGUGUCCAUAUUGGUUUUAAGUAAACCUACUCUGCUCACAAAAAAAGAAAUUGAAAUCUACCCAAAAGGCAAGGACAAGUUAUUAAGGAUCUUGUGGUCGUCCCAAAAAAUCAUAGAAAUGCUCUGACAAAGUUAAAAGAUAAUUCAAACACUCUUCAAAUUAAUCACAUUAUAAUGAAUUAACUUGAAAAAAGGCAUAGAAGGAAGUGAAAAAGGGUAUACUUAAAGAAAAACUUCCUUAAAAGUAAAGAAAAUUAGAAAAAGUUGAUUUAAAAUGUGAAAGGAACCCCCUUAAAAGAGGUUUACUGCGAGAAGUGUUUGACCUUCUGGGAAAAAAAUGAAAAAACCCGAAUUUUCCAUGACGAAAAAUAAAAGCUAACCAUAAGCCAUAUAAACUUCAAACAUAACAUUUCCAGGGAAGCAAGCUACGAGAAACAAAUAAAACUCCCCAAAAAAAGUAGACGCAAGACCUUUUCUUAUUGCCCAAACAUUUUCAAACAUCAAUCAUCGGCUGAGCCUGGCAACCUUGAACAAAUAAGCGCUUUAUUUUUGUUCAGUCACCCUUAAAUAACCGCGUCUACGCUGUGUGUGUGUGUGUGUGUUAGUGUAAGUCUGUGUGGGUAACUCAUCAACAUGACCGAAAAUAAGGAUAAACUCAAUGACAAGGAAAAGGACAAAAAAGAUGUCGUCGAAUUGACAAAGGACCCUGAAAAGGAUAAAGAUCAACAAGCGCCACCAGCGGCCACAAAGGAGCAAACGCAUCCAGCGGCCCACUCUAAUCAAUUGCAUCCGAAUCAUGGAGCCCAGCAGCAGCAGCAACAACCUUCAGCAGACAGAACUCCAAACAAGGAUGAAUUUGGAACACAACGCGUCUACAAGAAAACUUCACCCAAUUGCGUCCUCACCCUUUAUCUGCCAUCACGUGAGAUAACUUUGUCCGGUAAUACACCAUCCAUAUUGCGUGGCAUUGUUUAUGUGGAUCCAAAAGCCAUACAAGGCUAUCGUGUUUAUGCUCAACUGACACUGACAUUUCGCUAUGGCCGCGAGGAUGAAGAAGUCAUGGGUUUACGUUUCUGCAAUGAGGCCAUUAUGUCAUUACAUCAAAUAUGGCCAAGAAAUGAGGAACCCUCGAGAGAUUCUUUGAGUCCAUUGCAGGAAGCCUUACUGAAACGUCUGGGAGAUGGUGCUCAUCCUUUUACAUUGACUUUAACCGCUCAGGCACCGCCCAGUGUACAAUUGGUGCCGGCUAAACGUUACUAUGGAGCACCCAUUGGCACCAGUUAUGAUGUGCGUUGUUUUAUUGCGGAUAAGACCGAUGAGAAGUUUCAUCGACGAGCUUCCGUCAAAAUGGGUGUACGUGUCAUAUAUCGCACCGAUGUCUUCAAUCAUGGCAUAAAUGGGCCAGAGAACUUUGCAGCUCUUUUCAAUAAUCCCGUAUCCUCACCACCGGUCACACUGGCAUGCACUCAGACCACGGCCACAGCGGCCAUGUCUUCAAGCACCACAACAUCCUCGGCAACAGCACCCACAUCAAAUGCAGCCUCUGAUUCCUCCACACUGGUGGCACAAGAUACCAGCAAUGCUUCAGCGGCAACAAUAGCACCUUCAUCAUCGUCUGGUGUGACAGAGACAAAGACAUCCUGCGGUGGUAAAAGUCGCAAAUCGGAGAGGGGAGAUUCAUUCCCCAAAUUACGUUUGUCACCGAAAUCUUUUCGCUUCAGCAGUCGUUUUGGACGCAGUAAAAGUGAAGUGGAAAAAUGUCCCAGCGAUCCGUUUUAUAAUUACAGCAAAUCGUUUCAAGAGUAUGACAGCGCAGCUGGUGUAACUGCCUGUGGCAGCGGGGGUGGGCCACAAGGUGCUGUCGACAAACCCUUCCUGUUGCAAGAUGGCCGUGUGGGUUUACGUGCCAGUUUGGAUAAGGCCUGGUACACGCAUGGUGAGGAUGUCUGUGUUACCAUCAACAUUCGCAACGAUAGCAGAAAGACCGUACGCAAAGUUCGGGUUUGUGCCAUACAACAUGUCGAUGUUUGCAUGUUUAACAAUGGCAAAUUCAAAAAUGUAGUUGCCGACUCUGAUAGCCUUUCACCGCCACCCAUAGAUCGCACUGUGCCUCCGGGGGCCACUCUGAAUACCACAGUCACACUGAAACCCCAAAGGGGGCCCACCAAAAAUUGGAUAGCCUUGGAGGAUACUCUGCAGCGCAGCACUGAACCGGAUGAAAUCACCGGCGCCAUAGCCGCUUCGGCGGUACGCACUCCCCACUUCCUUAUGCAAGCCACUCACUCGCCAAAUUAUUGUUCCAGUCCUGCAGUGUUUAUACCGCCUGUACAAACCGCCCCCUCGACCAGCUCAAAUCCUUCCACCAAUGAUGAACGCAAUGUCUUUGCCAUUUAUGUCUCCUAUUAUGUUAAGGUCAAAUUAACACUCUCGGGCAUGGGUGGAGAGUUAUCCCUCAAGCUACCCUUUGUCUUAGUUCACAUAGAUGAGGAACAGCGUCACCUAUCAGAAAUGCAAGUUGAAAAACUGGCUCUGGAUGAUGUACCUGCCAGCAAGAAGAAUGGCAAUAAGGUCAAAGCUUCACCAGCCAAAGUUGAAAAUAGCCAAGAAUUUGCCGUUAGCCAUAGUUUGGAUCGCAUAGAGUCUGUGGAUGAUGAACGUGUUCACAUUAAGGUUUCCCAUGUCAACAGCACUGGCAGUAAUGCUAGUGCUUUGAUAUCCAGCACCGAUGAUGAUGAUCAACAGCCCUCAACCAGCCGCAGAAGACCUUUAAUACGCAGUGAAACCAUAGCCAAAGAUUUGGAGGAGGAGACCGUAGGGCGUCCAGAAGAAACCCCCAGCAAGUUGGAACACAUGAUACAUGUGGCUCAGGUGCAUAGCAAUAAUAUGCCCAGAUUUGAAGAACAUCAAGUCGACAAGGAUCACCUAGAGAUGGAGCAUAAAAAUGUUUCAGCCCAAGUCUCGCAUGAGUUGAGCAUAAAUCAGAUACAGGAGGAACAUGCUGUUGACAUCACCAAGAAGGGUGAUGGUUUGAAUAGUGGGGCUGCUGCAGCCACUGCCCCCACAAAUGGAGUGUGAUUUUGAUUAUUGAGACAGAUUUUUCACAAAAAGAAAAUUGGUUAAAUGGCUUUAAUUACAAAAUGGUUUCCAGUAAGAGACAUAGCUGAUAAGAAGUUUAAGAAAAAGAGAGAUUUACAUAAAUGAUCUUAAAAACAUUUAGUUUAAAAAAAUCUUAAUUUUUUUAAGUUUAAUAGUAAGGU
This is a messenger RNA of Stomoxys calcitrans (stable fly), 4053 nucleotides long. RefSeq lists its product as uncharacterized. Gene Ontology annotation, biological process: signal transduction; G protein-coupled receptor internalization. Bases 1430 to 3871 code for a protein of 813 amino acids. The record is from RefSeq and is a predicted model, not a curated record. The transcript has 8 exons. Gene Ontology annotation, cellular component: cytoplasm. Lineage: Eukaryota; Metazoa; Arthropoda; Insecta; Diptera; Muscidae. Gene Ontology annotation, molecular function: G protein-coupled receptor binding.